Cherax quadricarinatus is the source of this 4458-nucleotide messenger RNA. RefSeq lists its product as uncharacterized. The record is from RefSeq and is a predicted model, not a curated record. Lineage: Eukaryota; Metazoa; Arthropoda; Malacostraca; Decapoda; Parastacidae.
CUCGAGGUGAACCAGACUCAACAGUAUCCCUGACAGUGCCAGUAUGACUACACAUGUGUGCAGGAUCCUGGUGUGCACACUCAUGUGCACCCUGCUGGUGGCCCUGGCGUGUGCACGAGACACAGGUGCCACCUACACUUCGCCCGCUCCACCCCAGGUGCCAGACUCGCACCUUCAAGGAUCGCCUUCACCUCUACAGGAACACGAGAUGAGGAAGAGAUUCAUCUGGACACUUACUCAGGAGCCCUACUUCUACGGGAAGUAUGGUAGAGGCAGUCAUGGUGGGGAGCAGCAGGUCCAGCAGGAGGUGCAGCAGCAGGAGGUGCAGUCACUGGAGGGAGGGGCAGCUGUGGGCUCGGAACUCCUGCCUCAGGCACUCUCCCUGAGGAACCCGUCCUCCAUGCACAAGCGACUCUACCCUCGCUGGUACCAGGCAUAUGUCUAUAAGAACCCCAACUUCAAGCAGGUUCCAGGACCAGUGGGAGGUGGUAGUAAGAGAUUCCAGCCCUUCCACCCCCUGGCCAGGUUCCGAGGACUGUCCCUUGGCACCUCCCAGUACUCCUCUGGGCACCCAGCACUGCUCGACCUGCCUAUCUCUGACCACUCCGGGCACAGGCUUCCAACAGCACCCAAUGCCCAGCCAUCCUUAAAGUACCAGAAUCCUGCAGAGGAAGAGGUGGUGUCUGAGGAGGACAGUGAUGAUGAGGUGGGUCAGCAAGUCAGAGCCGGAGAACUGCUCCAGUUCCUAAAAACUAUCGCCAGUGACCGUGGCCUCUCCAGCCACACCAAAGGUUUCCGGUUUGGCAUCAGCCGGAGGAAGUAGACGUCAGCACUGCACUUGUGGACCACGAUCACCUGUACUACACCUGCACCUUCAACCAAUGACGUCCUGAAAAGUUGGAUGUGCUCAUUCAAGUUACUUACAAAAUAAACAGAAAUGUGAAUCAAAGAGGCAAACAUUUUAAGCUUUUCACUUAAUGUCAGCUUGGUUAUGAUUAUAAUAAUAAUUAAUGUCAAUUAUAGUAUUGUACUUUGUAUAGUACAGUAAGACUCAAAAAACCUCCAACUAGAGAGAGAGUAACAGAUUUAUUCUGUGUCUUUGAUUCACUUUGUCGGCUUCUGAGUAAGUUGCAUAAACCAUGCCAGAGCUGCUAAGCAACAAUAAUGUUAUAAGCUGUUAUUUUGGAUAAAGAACAAGUGGAAAGGAUCAAUAAUGGUAACAUGUUUUCUAGUCAGUAUUGCUUUAUUUCAAUUAUUUAAAAAAUAGGGUGGACAGUCAUACAUAUUCAUGAAUUGCUGGAGUAAGACAAAAAUUAUUUUUAUGCAUUACACAGUAUUAUAGGCAUUAGCAUAGAUGUGUAUAGAUGGAAGGACACAAGUGGUCACACUCAGGACUUAUUUAUUGGAUAUGAUUAGUUCCUGGGACCCCGGUCACUCCAAAUGAUACAAGAGAAUGAUAUAAGAGUGUAUAUGUAGUGGAGCAUGCAAGUCCUGGGUGAUGGUCAGGUGAAGGUGUUAGGUUAUCUAAUUGCUGUGUCACCUGGCAGCUGGAAAAUACUGGAACAAUAACAUAAGUACAAGAAUAGCUGAGAUAAUGUAUUUACCAGCCCUUUGGUCUAUGGUGUUGGAAGUAGACUGAGGAUGUUUCAAUACAAUGACACCUACCCUUGUCAGAGCCUCUGUAGAUCAUUCCUAAUUUGUUUCAGGGCAUAAUGUGUCCCUUUUUAGUUGUGUGUAUGACAAGCAUUACUGGUGUUAUCCUGACUACAUGCAUAUUUGUGUUCUUGGAUCCAUGGGGACAGAAUCCUCUCCUGUUCUCUCCUAUAGAUCUUGUUGUAACCUCUGCUUGGUGUGGUGUUCAUUCCUGCUUCACUGUUGGGUGUAACUUACUUAUCUUUCUUCCUGGUGAGGUCUAUGAUGCAAGACAUGGCUAUGGCAGCUAUGCUAGAUGUUGCUUCUAGAAAAGGCCUGUGUGCAUUGCUGUUGGCCACUUCUCCUCCAGAUAGAAUAAAAAUCUGGGUUUCUCAUAGAGGGGCAGUGCUGUAUGACCUUUGUGAGUUUAGUGCUUAGUUAUGAAUAUAAUAAUAAUUCUCAGAGGUGUUGUCAAGCAUAGUUUUACUGCUGCAUUUCCAGUCUUGUAUAAAGUAGGGAGGAAAGUGUGUGUGAAGGCAUGGAUAAUGUACUGAAAUUCUCCUAAGAAUUUAGGACUGGAGAUACAGAUAGCUCCUAUGGAAAACCUAUUGGUCACUCUUCUUUCAGCAUGAGUAGCAAUGAGUAAAAUCAUGUGUGGGCUUCCUGUAGACCCUGGAAGACAGAACAUAGAAAGACAUCAACAAAUGGCAGUGCUUUUUAGCUAACCUAGUUCAAGAAUGAGUUUGAUAGUUUUGAAGUUAUUGAUCUUGUGAAGGUCUCGUAUAUUAAGUCUUUUAGGAUAUAUGAUCAGGAUGUUGACAUAUCUAAGCUGUGUGACAGGACUGAUACUGCAAAAGCCUUUAGCCUCCAGGUUCCCUCAAAAAUGUUGCCCAGAAUGGCACUCUGUGGUUUCCCACAAUUAAGUCAAAGAACUGCUUGAAAAUUUGAUUUUCAUAUCUAAAGUAGUUGAAAUUCACUCAGUCAUGGUGAGGAGGCAAACUGGUGUCAACUGUAAGCCUAAGUUUGUCAGUGAUAGCAUUAGUGAGAGCAUUUAAGAAUAAACAUAUAUUAUUCAAUGCUAUCCGGCUAGGCAUCCUGCUAGUCUGUGUGGGGGGCAUUUCUGACACCUAAUGGGAGGCAUUUCUGACACCUAAUGGGAGAGGAUGAAUAAAAAUCAAUAGUCUGAAUGUUUUUCAUAGUCCAUACAAUCGGGCUGGUCUAAGUUGUUCCCGCAUAAGGCCUUGCCUUCCUCAAAACUACGAAGCAUAUGUUUUUUGUAAGAUCUUGGUGUAUUUAUCCAGAUGUUGCCCUGUGAUUGGUUUAUAAGUUUAGAUUCCAAUCUGUCCUAUCACAUGAUGUAUUGGAAGUGCCCCACACAGACUAGCAGGACACUCAGUCAAAAGUUUAUCCAACAUGAUAAAUACUGCAAGUCAUGGUCAUCUUGAAUACUCUGGAGACCACUUUGCUUGCACUAAAAUCAUAAAGAAUAAACACAUAACCAAUUAAUGUUAUCUUGCCCUUCACAAUCACUCUCACAAAUCCCAUCAUUGAUGUACUCAAAUGUAGACUAAUGAAUGACAUAACUUCAUAGCCUUCAUCAAGCUAUGUGUUAAUUUUUCAAGCAGGUCUGCUUAACAUAGUCCUGACCAACUUCUCUCUGGAAAAGUUGGAGACUGAAAGCCUUUGCAAUAUCAUUCCUAGAAGUCUCAUAGUUCAGAUAUGUCUAUAACAUUGUGGUCAUAUAUCCCAAGACAUUGUACAAGACUGUCUUCAUAAAAUUAACAGCAUUGAAACUCGCAAAUUCACUCGUGAACAAGAAAACUGGCAAACUACCAUUUCUUGAUGUCCUUCAAUGCAGGCCACCUAAUAAGUAACACUUUCAUAGUUUACAGAAAACUUAGAAAUAAGUAUACCUUCACUCAUUUCUACUCUCACCUGAACUCACACCAAAAGAGGUAUGAUCUUUGGGUUUUUCAUGAUGCUACCCAUACCUCCAGGACUGAAUUUUUUGAAUAAUAAUAGUUCUAGUAUAUUAUGCAUGCCUUCACAUACAUACACUAUCAUCCCUAUACCAUACAGGCUUGCAAACAGCUAAGACUCAGCACUAUUACCGACAAACCCAGUUUGUAGAUUCUAUGUGGAGAAAUGGCCAACAACAUCAUGGAAAACCUUACUAGAAGCUGCCAUGAUCAUGUCUUCCAUGAGAGACCCUGCCAGGAAGAAUGAUCCCCAAGACUUGAUGGUGAAGCACAGGUGUGCUGCAACAUGUAGGGGAUAGAGCAAGAUCCGUUCAAGAGAACUAGGAAUCUUUCCACAUGGAUCCAAGAAUACAUGUGUCACCAGGAUGACGCCAGCAACACUCGCAUCAUGCACAGGUGUAGAGAGGGAGGACUCGUGCAAUGCAACAAUACAGAAAUGAUAUACAGAGAAUGCAACAAUGGUAAACACCACUACAAUGAAGCAUACUUAACUGCUGCUACCAACACCACAGAACAAGAGACUGGUAAAUAUGUCACAAUUCUGACACAGCUCCAGGUGAUGCAGCAAUCCAAUAACCUCACACCAUUACCCAUGACAUGCAUACUCUACUAUAUGUAUUGUUCUCUCACUCUCUUGUAUUAUUUGAAGUGCCCAAGGUCCUGCCACUGAAAAAUAUCCAAUAAAAAAUGUCUGAAGUUUAUACACAUGUGGUGUCAUCCAUACAUGUUUAUCACUAUACCUCAUACCUUCAUAGAGUCGUAGAAAGUAACUAUGAUAUAAUAACUAUGUAUGAUGUAGUAUUGCUAAUCACCAGGAAAAUAAAUUUACAUGAAAUAUAGUUUCUUA